AUGACAGAUGCAGCUGUAGACAGCAGCUCUGAGAUAACCACUAAGGGCUUGAAGGAGAAGAAAGAAGUUGGGGAGGCAUCAGAGAAUGGAAGAGACACACAUGCAAAUGGGAAUGCUAAUAAGGAAAAUGGGGAGCUUUCACCAGAACCGGAGGUAGAUGAAGAAGAGGAAGAAGGUGGAGAGGAGGAGGAAGGAAGUGAUGCUGAGAAAGAGGAUGGAGAUGAAGAUGAGGAAGUUGAGGCUCCUGAGUAG
This is a messenger RNA of Chionomys nivalis (European snow vole), 252 nucleotides long. Its product is annotated as prothymosin alpha-like. Lineage: Eukaryota; Metazoa; Chordata; Mammalia; Rodentia; Cricetidae. The record is from RefSeq and is a predicted model, not a curated record. Gene Ontology annotation, biological process: negative regulation of apoptotic process; positive regulation of transcription by RNA polymerase II. The transcript has 2 exons. Gene Ontology annotation, molecular function: histone binding. Gene Ontology annotation, cellular component: nucleus. Bases 1 to 252 code for a protein of 83 amino acids.